AUGGCCCUGACCACGGCAGAACUUGGGGAAGUGACUCCCCUGCCGCUCACCGUGACCUCAGGUCAAGCCGUUGACCUUGACACUCACCACAGGGUUUCCUUCGAGGGCAAGAGCCCCCGCGACUUCGAGAGUCCACUGGGGUCGGAGAGCAAGUACUACCACGAGUCGGGUCCCCAGGACACCAAGUACUCGCUGGCGGGUCCCAAGCCCUCGUCGGAGCUGGCGGCGGAGCUCAAGCGGGCCGAGAGCGCCAAGUUCGUGUUCGAGGGCUACGAGGGCGGCGGGCAGGUGCUGCGAGGGGCAGGUGCGGGCGCGGGCGCGAUCACGGCCGCUCCCGCUUUUCCCUCCCACACGAUCGACGCCAUCCUGGGCCUCCGCACGCCCCUGAAGGGUACGUCGUCCCCGCCGCCCCUCACGCACGUCCACGGCCUCAACAACAACACCUCCACCAACAACAUGAACGUGACGGCGCCCUCGCCCACCAACAGCAGCGGCAGCGGCAGCGGCGGCGGGCGGGGCGGCGGCGGGGCGCGGGAAGAUGGCGGCGAUACCGACGACUCCAGCGCCGCGACCCCGACAGGUGCGAUGACUUUAAUCAAGUUGAUCACCUUUGGUGACCUCCGACGGCCGGGUCAACGCCGCUAG
This is a messenger RNA of Penaeus indicus, 645 nucleotides long. RefSeq lists its product as uncharacterized. NCBI's taxonomy places the organism in Eukaryota, Metazoa, Arthropoda, Malacostraca, Decapoda, Penaeidae. The transcript has a single exon. The record is from RefSeq and is a predicted model, not a curated record. Bases 1 to 645 code for a protein of 214 amino acids.